Aspergillus costaricaensis CBS 115574 is the source of this 1621-nucleotide messenger RNA. Its product is annotated as GMC family oxidoreductase. The transcript has 2 exons. The record is from RefSeq and is a predicted model, not a curated record. NCBI's taxonomy places the organism in Eukaryota, Fungi, Ascomycota, Eurotiomycetes, Eurotiales, Aspergillaceae. The coding region runs from base 1 to 1605 and encodes 534 amino acids. Gene Ontology annotation, molecular function: flavin adenine dinucleotide binding; oxidoreductase activity, acting on CH-OH group of donors.
AUGACCUACCCGACCGCUGACUACGUUAUCAUCGGCGGCGGCACGGCCGGCCUGGUGGUGGCCAACCGCCUGUCGGAAGACCCCAACAUCAAUGUGCUCGUGCUGGAGGCGGGACCGGACCGCAGCUCGGACGAGCGCGUCCAGAACCCCGCGGCGUGGCCCACUCUGAGCGGGUCGGAAGUGGACUGGAAAUUCAAAACGGUACCGCAGCCCAGUUUGAAUAACCGCGACCAAGACUACGCUGCGGGCCGCCUGCUGGGCGGUACAUCCGCCAUCAACGGGCUGGCGUUUGUGCCACCCGCCCCGGCGGGCAUCGACGCCUGGGAGGCGCUGGGGAACCCCGGCUGGUCCUGGCAGUCGUUGGCCCCAUACUUUCACCGUAGCUUCCAUAUCUGCGCCGAAGCUGCCCCUGGCAAUGGACCUGGUGCUGCUGCAUCCGCCGCAAAUGGACCCAUCGAAGUUACCUAUCCCGCACUGGCGGAACCGAGGAAUCACACCAUCAUUGAUGCCUGGAAUAAGACCUUCGCGGACAAGGGCUACGCCUUCAGUGAUACCCUGGUCCCGACUCCGACCACCGGCACCCGCCCCUACACAGCUACCAUCACCACCACAGGCGUCCGCAGCGCAAGCACUCAGUAUGCGGCCUCACGCUCAAACCUACGUAUCCUCACCAACACCACGGUCGAGCGCAUCCUCUUCGACACGACAACCACCACCAUCACCGCCACCGCGGUCCUCCUCCACAAUGAUCCCUCUCCCAUCACUGCCACUAAAGAAGUAAUUCUCGCCGCGGGCGCCUUCAACACCCCCAAGCUCCUCGAACUCUCCGGCAUCGGCUCUGCAUCCCGGCUCUCCACGCACAGCAUCCCCUGCAUCAUUGACAACCCCUCCGUUGGAGAAAAUUUAAACAACCACCUUAUGGUUGUUCUUCCCGUUCCCAUCCAACCCUUGCCGGAUACCGCCUCCCCAACCCCAGGUAUUCAAGCCAUCUCUUUCGUCCGCUCAGGUGCUGAAGCCGACCUCCUCUCGCGUCACCCUCCCCAUUUCCCCCUCAACAACCUCCUCGCCAACCCAUCCGAGCCCACAGCCUGCUUCUUUCUCAGCACGCUGCCAAACUCCAUGGCCAUCCUCGGCUUAAUACCCUCUUACCCCCUCUCCCGCGGCUCCGUCCACCUCUCUUCCUCCCAGCCUACUGACAAGCCCAUCAUCGACCCUGACUAUUUAUCGCACCCCCUUGACAUCAAACUCAUGGCAGCGCACUUCAAGACUCUUCACUCCCUCCCAACCUGCUCCCAAUUAAGUGGGAUUGUAGGCUCCGCACCGGGCCCUAGCCCUGAGUCUCAGGACCCGGGUGUCGUAGAGGAGACGUUGAGGGCAUCGGUCGUGGCGGCGCAUCAUUUCUGUGGGACGGCCAUCAUGGCCCCGCGGGAGAAGGGAGGUGUCGUGGAUACCGAGUUGCGGGUUCAUGGGACUGGUAACCUGCGAGUUGUCGAUGCUAGUGUGUUCCCUACUGUGACAGCAGCGAACCCCAUGUCGACGGUGUAUGCCGUUGCAGAGCGGGCGGCAGAGAUAAUUCGGGGAAGGGACAGACCUGCCUGCGCUUAAGGGGAAGGACAGGGGC